Arctia plantaginis is the source of this 624-nucleotide messenger RNA. The record is from the annotation of a GenBank genome assembly. NCBI's taxonomy places the organism in Eukaryota, Metazoa, Arthropoda, Insecta, Lepidoptera, Erebidae.
AUGGCAAUAGUUAAAACCCCAGUUCUUAAAGUGAUAUUAUGUGGUGAAUACGGUGUUGGAAAAAGUUCCUUAUUUCGACGAUUUAUUAAUAAUACUUUUGUUCCAAACUCAGAUAGAAGAUCAACUUUGGGAUUAGAUCACUUUGAAAAGCUGUAUGAACUCACGGACAAGGACGUCAAGUUACAGCUAUGGGACACAGGAGGCAUGGAACGGAUUGCUUCUGUGACAUCGAGUUAUUACAAAUUCGCGGAAGCGGCUAUCCUCGUUUUUUCGCUAGAUAAUGCAUCCUCAUUUCAUAUUUUGAGUCAACAUUUGUUAGAUAUUGUAACAUAUGCUGAAAAUGCGAAAAUAUUUUUGUGUGGGAACAAGUCAGAUUUGGAGGGAGCUUCACCACAAGUUACUGAUGCUGAUAUAGAACAUUUCUGUGAGCAGUGUCACAAUCUAAUAAGCACUACAUACAAAACUUCAUGUAGAACUGGUAAAGGUGUAGAAGAAAUGUUUACAGAUAUAGCAGUACAACUUGUGGAGUCAAAUAGAUCAAGGAUUGAACUGCAAACUUUAGAUCACGAGAGUUUUAAAAUAUCAAAUCCAGAACCUGUAGAUGAACCUUCAUGUAGUUGCUGA